Messenger RNA from Xylona heveae TC161, 687 nucleotides. RefSeq names its product Alpha/beta hydrolase fold-3. The transcript has 2 exons. NCBI's taxonomy places the organism in Eukaryota, Fungi, Ascomycota, Xylonomycetes, Xylonales, Xylonaceae. Gene Ontology annotation, molecular function: hydrolase activity. Bases 1 to 687 code for a protein of 228 amino acids. The record is from RefSeq and is a predicted model, not a curated record.
AUGUGUAGUCCAAACACGCACGAUAACCUCGUACGCGACCUAGUCAGGGAGUCUGGCUGUGCCAUUGCCUUUCCAUACUAUACACCUGGUCCAGAGGCGCAGUUUCCGGUGCAAUUCGAAGAAGCUUACGCCACAAUUGCCUACAUUGUCGCCAACAGUAGCACCUUGGGCGUGAAGGCAGAUAAGACAGUCUUUCUCGGAGACAGCGUUGGAGGCCACAUGACUCUUGCCAUGUCGAACCUCGUGGCUGAACGUGGUGGGCCCAAGGUGGCCUACCAAGUUCUCUUCUAUCCAGUCUCAGACUUGUCUCGCGAGUCGGAUACCUACAAAAGCUUUGAGAAUGGGCCAUAUUUAACGCGCAAGACGAUGUUGUGGAUGAAAGAUGCGUUUGUCCCCAAAGGAAGCGACGUUCAACACUAUCUACUGUCGCCAAUUCUCAUGUCAAAAGCGCAAGCUGCUCGUCAGCCUCCGAGCUUGAUCAUUGUGGCAGGCGUAGAUCCUCUGCGCGGCGAAGGAGAGAAUUUUGGUCACGAAUUACAGAAGGCCGGUGUUGAGACGGCCAUAUUCCGCGCAGAUGGCCAGGUACAUGAUUUUGCUAUGCUUGAAGCGACACGGAAGUCGCCCACUGCUGUGGCGACUGUCGAGCUGGCGGCAUUGAAGGUCCGCAAGGCAUUAAUUGGGUCGUAA